UGUCAGUGCGAUCACACAUCCGCUAGCAACUCGACAAAUAAAUCGAAAUGUUUUUGUAAAAAAACGUGAAUUUUUUAGACAUUUUUUUUUUGUAUAAGUUAUUUGUUGAAAAAAAAAACAUUGUACUCUUUGUUACUGUGACAAAAUGGUGAAUAAGGUUUACAAGAUAACUUCCGAAAAAACCGUUAAGCAGGGAAGCAAACACAAUCAAGUCCUGAUGUCUAUUUUCGUGUGUUUGCCAAUACUUACUUAUGGCACAGCUAUGGGCUGGAUAUCACCGAAUAAGAAACUCCUCAUGGGGAAAGAUUCUCCAUCGAAUCCACCAUUGACGGAAGACGACAUAUCAUGGAUGGCUUCCAUUAUGUUUAUAUUCGCCCCCAUAGCUGUCUUCAUGUACGGAACAGCGGCUGAUAGGUUUGGAAGAAAAAGAGCACUCCUCUGCGCUUCAAUUCCAAUAUCGAUCGGCUGGGCCAUCAAGUUAAUAUCCGCACGUCCUGUAGCCCUGAUAGCCGCACGCGCUCUAAUCGGCUUCGGUUCAGGCGGCGGUUUUGUGGUUUGUCCGCUAUAUGUUAAAGAAAUAAGUGAAGACAGCAUCAGAGGCAUGACAGGAACCUUCGUUAUAUUCUCACAGACGGUUGGGAAUUUACUGAUAUUUGUUCUUGGUGAUCUGCUGCCGUUUCACACGGUCCUUUGGAUACUCCUUGCUGUGCCGUUAGUACACUUCUGCGUGCUCCUCAAGUUACCGGAGACGCCGUCCUAUCUCAUCAAGUGUGGCAAAAAUGAGGAGACAGCCAAAGUAUUAGGCUGGCUGCGAUCACUUCCGCCCACAGAUAAAACAAUCACAGAAGAGAUUGAUAGACUUAAUAUAGAGCAGACAAAAUGUGAACCGAAGUUUUCUCCUAGAUUAUUAUUUUCAGAUAAGACCGCCUUGAAAGCCUUCUGGGUAGCGCUCAUAGUAAACCUCACCAGAGAAUUUUGUGGAUGCAUUGCCGUUUUAGUUUACGCGAGCCACAUCUUCACUGAAGCUGGGAAAGACCAGAAUUCAAGCAUCUCAUUGUCACCCAACAAACAGUCGAUUGUGCUCGCUGCUGUUCAAAUAUUUGGGUCGUUUUUGGCCUGCCAACUCGUUGAUAGGGCUGGAAGAAAGCCGCUUCUAGCGCUAACAAGCGCUCUCGCUGGCUUCAGUCUCUGUGUGCUAGGCGCAUGGUUCUACCUUCAGAGUGUGGGUACAGCGCUGGCCGGCUGGUUACCAAUCGCCGCUUUGUGUACUUGUAUUUUUGCGGACGCUUUGGGAUUACAGCCCUUGCCAUUCGUUAUAAUGACCGAGAUGUUCGGUUUUCAGUUGCGGGGCACAGUGGCAACACUAAUCAUGGCGAUAUCCUUGGGCACUGAUUUCGCGCUUUUAAAACUCUUCGCGCCAUUAAAUUCGUGGAUCGGAUACCACUACACCUUUUGGGGUUUUAGCUUUAUAUGUCUAUCGAACGUGUUCUAUCUCAUAUUCUGCGUGCCGGAAACUAAAAUGAGAUCCCUAGAAGAUAUUUAUGCUGAUUUAGAAGGCAGGAGUAAAACUAACGACAAAAAAGUCGUAAACGAUACCAUAGUUGAAUCUCAACAUGUAUAGUUUCCAACGAACAUAUUUAAAUGAUGCCAUUAACAAAUAAUGUAGUGAUAUAUAAACCAGUCCACAUUUUUUUGUAAUAAGAACUUAAGUAUUAUUGAAUCAAAAUCAAAAUGUCAUUUCAGAUAGUAAACUUAAAAUUUAUUCAUUUGAUAAAAUAAAUAAAUAAAUAUAUAUAUAUAUAUUUACUAUUAAUAAGGCUUGUAAAUAAAUUAGUCUUAGUGUCAUAAUGUUUUACAACAAAAUUUAAUGCUUUUGUGUGAUUCUGUUAUAUGAAUAUUUUUUUAAUGUUCUACAUAAUUUUAUAUAAUUUGAAUAUCUGUUUCUUCAUUGCAUAAUCUUGUAUGUAUGUCGAGUCGCGUUAACUUAAAACUUUCCAUUCGAUUUCUCCUUUUAUUUCUUCGAUAUUCUUCGUUCAAUGUCAACUUCAUUAUCUAGUCACCGCUGUAAGAGAUUAGUACAAGGUACAUAUCUAAUAAUUAUUUUAGUAAAAUGUAUGAAUGCCAUAAACAAAUAUAUGGUUGAAAAUGUUUUGUACAAAUAUAUAAAAAUAAGUAUCGUAUUAGUGUAAAUGUAAAUAAGGUAUUAAAUAAAACUAUAUAAGAUUCAAAGGAUUUACUUAAAAUAAAUAACCGGCCUAGUUUACAAAAGCAUUUUUUUUUCGAUUUUUAAUAAGUUUUUUUUUUUCUUUAUAAAAUAUUUAAAAACUCAGUGACAACUUUAUUUUCAGCUGAAAACUGUGACUCUUUAAUGACGUGAUUCUUAUAUAAGACUAGUCGAGGACAGAUUUACAUAUAAAGAUAUUGUUUUAGAAUAUUCUUACCAAACUCAUUCGUUAACAAAAAAAAAAAACAAUAUUAGGGAUGGGAAAAUUUAGGAAACCUAACAUCUGUGUUCCCAGUCUCAAAAAAUACAACACAUCAUACCCUUAUUCUUAGCAUACUCAUAUAUUUUUUAUUUUGGCAACACCAUUAUUUAAAUUUUAACACAAAAAAGCUAAACGUAAACGUCCUUUCAAAACAUAAUUAACAUAACGUAUCCUUAAUGGAUCUAAAGAAAAACUAUCGUAGAUUCUUAAUUAAAAAUAACCCACUUAAUAUGUAAAUAAUUUUAUUACGAUAAGUCUUACAAAAAAAUUUUUAAGUAUACAAGUCUUAAAAUAUGACUCGACAGUUAUAUACGAACAGGAAAACCAGUGGAUUUAUGUUUAGCGUGACAUUAGAGAGAAAAUAAAUAUAUAGAAAAAAAAAAAAGUAUUGAGUAAUGUAUUUAUAGCAUAACUUCGAUAGUCCGAUACUUAAUCACCUACCUAACCCCGGACAGGGCACAGCCGUGGCUUAGAAUAGCU
Messenger RNA from Danaus plexippus (monarch butterfly), 2966 nucleotides. RefSeq names its product facilitated trehalose transporter Tret1-like. Gene Ontology annotation, molecular function: transmembrane transporter activity. The record is from RefSeq and is a predicted model, not a curated record. NCBI's taxonomy places the organism in Eukaryota, Metazoa, Arthropoda, Insecta, Lepidoptera, Nymphalidae. The transcript is spliced from 8 exons. Gene Ontology annotation, cellular component: membrane. Gene Ontology annotation, biological process: transmembrane transport. The coding region runs from base 146 to 1621 and encodes 491 amino acids.